AUGGGCAAUGAGCAGAAAGCAAGUGCUUUCGGGUCACGCAUUGCGGCUUACUUUGCAGCCAGUCCGAAGGUGGAAAGAUGUGGAGCACGAGAGGCUAUUCAGUGUAAGCAAAGGUGGCAGAAGAUGAAUGACCUCGUUUGCAAGUUCUGCGGAGCCUAUGCCGCUGCAACAAGACAGAAAACUAGUGGUCAGAGUGAGAGUGAUGUUGUAAAAAUGGCACACAAAAUCUUCUACAAUGAUCAUAAGAUUAAAUUUAAUCUUCACCAUGCUUGGGAGGAGCUGAAAAAUGACCAGAAAUGGUGUGCCCUUGCGAGUAGUAAGAUUGAUGGACCACAAUCAUCAAGCGCUAAGAAGAGAAAGUGUGAGGAUGGAGGGGAAGAGGCAAGCUCUCAAGCAACUAUGACUGGUGAUCACCCAACCAAACGGCCUCCUGGUGUUAAGGCUGCGAAAGGAGUCGGUGAUAAGAGAACUAUAGUUGAUCAACUGGGUGUGUCGGAGUUUGAGGGCAUGUGGUCUAUCAAAGAGAAAGACUUGGCUGCUAAAGAAAGACUAAAAAAGAUGGAUCUGCUCGAGAGUCUCAUUUCAAAAAAAGAGCCCCUAUCUCAGUUUGAAGAAGCUCUAAAGGAGAAACUAAUUACUAAGAUGUUGGGUAAUUAA
Messenger RNA from Brassica oleracea var. oleracea, 657 nucleotides. Its product is annotated as glutathione S-transferase T3-like. NCBI's taxonomy places the organism in Eukaryota, Viridiplantae, Streptophyta, Magnoliopsida, Brassicales, Brassicaceae. The coding region runs from base 1 to 657 and encodes 218 amino acids. The transcript has a single exon. The record is from RefSeq and is a predicted model, not a curated record.